Patiria miniata (bat star) is the source of this 1834-nucleotide messenger RNA. RefSeq names its product 1-acyl-sn-glycerol-3-phosphate acyltransferase alpha-like. NCBI's taxonomy places the organism in Eukaryota, Metazoa, Echinodermata, Asteroidea, Valvatida, Asterinidae. Gene Ontology annotation, molecular function: 1-acylglycerol-3-phosphate O-acyltransferase activity. The coding region runs from base 27 to 857 and encodes 276 amino acids. Gene Ontology annotation, biological process: phosphatidic acid biosynthetic process. The transcript has 6 exons. The record is from RefSeq and is a predicted model, not a curated record. Gene Ontology annotation, cellular component: endoplasmic reticulum; membrane.
AAAUAAUUUCACGUCGAGCCUUCAAAAUGGAGUUGGAGGAGCUGGACGUGGUUCAAAUUCUCAUCGUUUCUGUGUUGAUAUUUUUGCCGCUGCUCUACGAACUGAGUAGCACAUUCAAGUACUACGCCAAAAUGUGGCUUUUGUACGUCAUCCUGGCAUUCGGAUCGCUUCUCAUAAUCGUUUUAGGCCUGCAUAGAUGGCGCGAUCCAGAAAAUGCAAAGUUAAUUUGUUGGAUUCUGUCGUACACAUCCAAGCUCUUUGGCAUCCGCGCCGAGAUCCGCGGCUCGGAAUAUCUACGGCACGACAAACCUUGCGUGGUGGUCGCAAACCAUCAAUCAUCACUGGACUUAUUUGGAAUGUACAUGAACGGUGUGUGGCCUGAUAGAUGCGUCCCUCUGGCAAAGAAAGAGCUUCGGAUGGUUCCAUUUUACGGCUGGGUGGCCUGGCUGACAGGGGCCAUCUUCAUCGACAGACUGAAUCCAGAAUGUGCCAAGGGAACGGUCGAUGCCACGGUCAAGAUUUUACGGGACCACAACCUGAAACUCUGGGUUUACCCGGAAGGAACGAGAAACCAUGAUGCCGGCCUGCUACCGUUCAAGAAAGGUGCCUUCCACCUAGCAGUAACAGCUCAGGUGCCAAUAUGUCCAGUUGUUUUUUCAUCAUACUCAGAGUUUUACAGCAAAAAAGAAAAGCGUUUUGGGACUGGAAAGUUUACAAUCACGAUCUUGCCACCAAUCAUGACAGACGGCAAAACGAGCGAAGAUGUCAAUGAGCUGACUGAGCAAGUGCGUAAACAGAUGCUGAACGUCUACAAUGAGAGCUCUAUGCAGAGACUAGAGAGCAACGGGGUCAACUGAGGUCAUGACCUUUCACCUCCCCCACCAUUUUGGUCUUGUUCCCAGUAUGCUUUGUUUGUCAAGGCCUGCAGCAGGUUGGGUACCCAUCUAUUUUCAUACCAGAAAGGAUCUUGCAGGAUUUUUUUGAGCAACAGCUAUACUUUGGUCUGGUUACCUUCAUUCGAGUUAAACAUAGCCCUGUUGUAAAUGCAAACAUCGUUUGACUUGUGAUAGGGUAAAAGACUUAACGCAAUGGGAAACAGAACCAUCACUGAAAUACGACAUGUUAAUAAUGGCCUUGACUCUCCACACACGAUCUUGAUGAUGGACAUGAUCAACUUACGAAACAGGAAUAUACUUGGCUACUUUUGAAUUGAAACCGAGAUCCUAGAAUAUUGUUUUCCAGAAUAUACGGAAUUAAUAAAGCUAAAACUUCAGCAGGUGAGUUGUUGAGCACCAUCUUUAGAUUUUGUUGCUUCAAACCAAAAAUGCACAAAUGACAAAUGAUCUACCCUACCUUUAAAUCUCAACCCCCCCCCCCAAAAAAAACCCUUUUCACCUGGAAUCAAGGCUAAAGUGUCCACCCUACCUUGAAAAACUAUGUGAUUUCUGACAAUUAAAAAUUCUGUAAGUUAAACUUGCCCCUGGCACGGUGGCAGUAUUUACACAGUUAGUAAGCACAUUGUUCAUUGUACCUAACCAAAAUAAACAAUGACCUCAUUUGACCUGUAGAUGACCUUUGACACACACAGAAGGAAUACGCUAUCCCAGUACCCCUUUUCUGGCUUAAACGCCAGGGGGAUAAAAACUCAAAGGGAAAGUUGGAGAAGUUGAAUUCACUCUCUACCACUGAAUAAUCUGUGUCCCAAAUUAUUUGUGAACCAGUGAAAGUGAUUUCUACGUAGUGAUUUCUACGGUCAUAGUUAGUCAAAAUAAAGAAGCCCCUUCGUAAAAUCUAAAAACAACUCGGAGUUAAAGGGGGUAAACGAAAGUGGGGG